AUGCUCAUUCUCACCAGGUGGCGGUAUCAACUGGACUGGUGGCACGACUUGCACCUCAGGCUGGACCUGCGUAGAGCAGAAUCCUUAUUACUCUCAAAUGUCUGCAAGAGGCAAGCACUCCAUCUUCAACUCCGUCUUCAGCCCCGCCUGCGACGUCUCGUUCAACCUGUCUCCCCUAGCCAAUCUCCGUCCAGCAGCCCAACGAGUGCCCCUCCACCAGCAACCUCUACCAGCCCAGCUACCAGCAGCGGAGGCCUGACCUACAAAGCGUCAUUCACUCACUACGGUGCCGGCGACAGCUUUGGCUCGCCGAACUGCAACACCAACACGGCCGCCUGUUUCUUCUACACUUACCCCGGCUUCAGCGCCGCCGUUUCCCAGAACCUCUACGGUGCUGGACCGGGUCAAGGCCAGGGCCCUGCCUGUGGUACGUGCUGGAAGCUGGUCGGAGAAACAGACUCGUCCGGAAAUGCCCUCAGCAAUGCGGGAACGAGCAUCGUGGUCAUGAUCAACAACCUCUGCCCGGCCGAUGGUAACCCGCUGUGUGCCCAGAACGGUCUAUCAGGCACAAAUCAGUAUGGCGCCAACGUCAACUUCGAUCUCUGCAGUGACAGCGGUGCGUCCGAAGCAUUCUUCGGCAACAGUGGCGUCGGCCUUGCUGUCGGUACCGCCACACAGGUUGACUGUUCUGAAUGGACUGGAACCAUUGUCCACUAG
This is a messenger RNA of Fonsecaea multimorphosa CBS 102226, 717 nucleotides long. RefSeq lists its product as uncharacterized. Lineage: Eukaryota; Fungi; Ascomycota; Eurotiomycetes; Chaetothyriales; Herpotrichiellaceae. Bases 1 to 717 code for a protein of 238 amino acids. The transcript has 2 exons. The record is from RefSeq and is a predicted model, not a curated record.